AUGAGAGCGAUAACUGAAAUUUCUUUUCUUUUAUUAGUUUUCACAGUUGUUCUUAUUUAUUGCGAAGAGAAAAAAGUUGCACGGUUACAGAUUGGCGUGAAAAAAAGAGUGGAAAAUUGUAUUAGGAAAUCGAAAAAAGGUGAUCGACUUCAUAUGCAUUAUGUGGGAACGCUUGAAGAUGGAACUGAAUUCGACAGUAGUCGUGCACGUAAUCAAGAAUUUAUGUUUACGCUUGGUAUGGGACAGGUGAUUAAGGGCUGGGAUCAGGGAUUAUUAAAUAUGUGCGAAGGAGAACAGCGACGUCUAACUAUUCCACCGGAACUCGGUUAUGGCGAACAUGGCGCACCACCAAAGAUUCCACCAAAUGCGAUUCUUAAAUUCGAUGUCGAACUGAUGAAAAUUGAACAAAAAUCUGAACUGUAA
Messenger RNA from Dracunculus medinensis (Guinea worm), 423 nucleotides. NCBI's taxonomy places the organism in Eukaryota, Metazoa, Nematoda, Chromadorea, Rhabditida, Dracunculidae. The record is from the annotation of a GenBank genome assembly.